Molecule: messenger RNA, 465 nt
Organism: Lindgomyces ingoldianus
Lineage: Eukaryota; Fungi; Ascomycota; Dothideomycetes; Pleosporales; Lindgomycetaceae
Exons: 4
Coding region: 1-465 (154 amino acids)
Source: RefSeq, a predicted model, not a curated record
AUGCCCGGGAUUGUAAUACUCGCAGCAUCAGGGGCAUCUGGGGACUGUUGGAAUGACUAUGGACAGAAGCACAUGCGCUACAUACAUUUGCUAAAAGGUUGUGGGUAUGGAGAACUUUUGUUGGCUGGCAGUAAGUUAAAUUUUGGACGGAAAGGGUCACAUAAAGACUCACUCUUUUAUGGCACCCAUUAUGUCCACUUAUUUCCGAGCACUAAUCCAUCUCGCCUUACCGUAGAGGGAAGGGUCAUACAUGUCUUAGUGUGUCUGCGGUCCUUCACUAUGCAUUCUGUGGAAGCGUAUUUGCUGUUGGGCCGAAGCCGUGUCGUUCACAUUGAACAAUAUGCUGCGAAGGCUACUAUUUCCAGGGAUUUUAAUAUGGCUUGGAAAUGGUAUCUAGCGCUAUCUCGAUUCAUCUUUCGGGUAAUAGAAACAACUGUAAACGUUGCCAUACAGCACCACUACUAA